UUAAAUCGAGCGAAAGGUUGAGCCUUUUCGUGUGGUUUAUGUGAUUUGGUGUAAGAUUCUAAAGGUUAAUUCAGCUUAAAAGCUAGGGUUUUGCGAGUCAUAGCAUACUUGUUAAUUACCAUCAUACAAAUCCUAAUCGUGGAUUGAUAUUCUGUAAAUUGGUAAUUAGAGAUAUGUAAUUGUUCUUUUGCAGUCAAACAUAGUACAUUUGAGGUUCACAAUGGAUAUACUUGUUGCAAAUUUAAUACCAACAUUAUCUAUCUGUAGCGUGGAUGUUCUGCAACUGUGGGUUGUGUUUGAGGCAAAUUUAAUGCCUCAGUUGACGAAGUUGACCAGUUGCAAUCUCAUAAAUUCUGAACUCUGCAAAUUUUGGAAAGUGUCCUCUAGUUUUAGAAGGGAGUGGGGUCUCUUUAUCUUAGAUUGCUAGGAGUGUGUACAUGAUAAAAUUAGUUGAGCAAAUACAAACAAAUGAAGCUGAUAUUUGAUGUGGUUAUUUCAGAGAAGAUAGGAAAGCUCAAAGCUCAAUUGAGGGCUGCGGAGGAUGAUUUGGUGAAAGCUCUUUCAGUAAAGACCCGGAAAGAAGCAAAAAAGAUGGCGAUAGCAGAUUCCAUUUCUGCCACAAAAGCUAGAAUCGAAGAACAUAAGAAAAUUGUGGCUGAUCAAAGGGCCAGAAAGGAUGAAUAUGCAGAAAUCAUAUCACACCAGUGUGAAGUUCUGGAAGAAUGCGAGAAAAAGCAUAAUCAGGAUGCAGAACUCAGAGAAGAAAUAGGAGAGGCGAUUUCUUGGUACAAUAGGGUGCUUGGCUUCAGAAUUGAAAGGGGACGUGGAAUAAAAUUUAUAUUCACCAACAUAAAUCCGAGGAAUUCUAAGGAAGAGUAUUACUUCACCAUCCGCCUUGAGAACGAUAAUUACUAUUUGCUUGAUUGUCAUCCACACGUGAGCGAGGCCAAAAAAUUGAUCCAGGAAUUAAAUAUUACUAACGGCUUGUAUAAUUUUGUCAGAACUAUGAGAACCAAAUUUCAAGAAGUUUCAGCAGUUGUUGCAGGAAGUUUACCCGAAAUUGCAUUUCAUUUUCAAGAACCUUCUAUCGUAACCAUGUCUGCCCCACUCUCUUCAGUCUCCACUGACAGUGGAAGUGGAUCUCCUGUAGAGGAGGAUCACCCUAGACAAGCUAACAGAGUUCUCCGGAAAGCUAGGCAUCUUCAAGGGGGACAAUUGUCAAUUCUGUCACCUGGAUCUGCUUCAUCUCUACGCCGAUCCCAACGGUUUAAGGUAAAGAAAUGAAGGUGUAGCUUGCGGUUCCGUCAUUACAAUCUCAUACGCCUUUUCUUAUGUGGAUUAGCUCAACAAUAUCUUAUAACUUUCGGAGUGCUCUGUGUUAGUGGCAAAAUCUCUUGUUUGCUUGCAAUUAAGAAUCUAUCCAAGGAUACAACGAGUGGACUACGGCAAUCUUGAGCGAUCAACUUCAUUGGAUGUAUGCAAUGAUACCGUGUGAGCCGAAUUCUCCUUGUUUCAAAUGAUGCCGUUUUAUAAACAGUUAUAUUAUGCAAUACAAUGCAUUGCUUUCACCACUCUUAAGUCAAUGUGUAUAUAUAUUCUAGUUUAA
This is a messenger RNA of Cynara cardunculus var. scolymus (artichoke), 1606 nucleotides long. Its product is annotated as kinetochore protein spc25. Gene Ontology annotation, biological process: chromosome segregation. The record is from RefSeq and is a predicted model, not a curated record. Gene Ontology annotation, cellular component: Ndc80 complex. The coding region runs from base 469 to 1284 and encodes 271 amino acids. NCBI's taxonomy places the organism in Eukaryota, Viridiplantae, Streptophyta, Magnoliopsida, Asterales, Asteraceae. The transcript has 7 exons.